GGGCGCAGCGUGGGCUCGGGGCCGCCAGGCCGCAGGCGCGCUCUCCCGGCCGGGCCUCGGGGGCCGGCUGCCGGGCCCGCCUCCGCGGCUCCGCGACCUGCUGGGCCGGCGGCGCGGCGGCGCAGCCGAGCCCGAGCCCGAGCCCGAGCCGCAGCCGCGCGCCCCGCCCGCCCUCCAUGGCGUUUAUCCGGAAGAAGCAGCGCGAGCAGCAGCUGCAGCUCUACUCCAAGGAGAGGUUUUCCUUGCUCCUGCUUAACUUGGAGGAGUACUACUUUGAACAGCAUACAGCUAAUCAUAUUCAGCACCAGGGCUGUCAGAGUGAAAGGAAAAUCAGAGGCUCCUUAAAAAUAUGUUCAAAAUCGGUUAUUUUUGAACCAGAUGCAAUAUCCCAGCCCAUCAUUAAGAUUCCUUUGAGAGAUUGUAUAAAAAUAGGAAAACAUGAAGAAAAUGGAGCCAAUAGACACUUUUCAAAGGCAAUAUCCGGGGGAAUCUCACUCAUUUUCAGUCAGGUAUAUUUUAUUAAAGAACACAACAUUGUUGCACCAUAUAAAAUAGAAAGGGGUACGAUGGAAUAUGUCUUUGAGUUGGAUGUCUCAGGGAAAGUGGAAGAUGUCGUGGAGACAGUGCUUCAGCUUCACAGAGCAUCCUGUCUGGACAACCUGGGGGACCAAACUGCUAUGAUAACAGCUAUUUUGCAGUCCCGUUUGGCUAGGACGUCAUUUGACAAAAACAGAUUCCAAAGUGUUUCUGAAAAGCUGCACAUGGAAUGCAAAGCAGAAAUGGUAACACCUCUGGUGACGAAUCCUGGCCACGUGUGCAUCACCGACAGCAGCCUGUAUUUCCAGCCUCUCAACGGGUACCCGAAACCCGUGGUCCAGAUAACACUCCAAGACAUCCGCCGCAUUUACAAGAGGAGGCACGGCCUCAUGCCGCUGGGCUUGGAAGUAUUUUGCACGGAAGACGAUCUGUGUUCCGACAUCUACCUAAAGUUCUACGAACGUCAGGACCGAGAUGACCUCUAUUUUUACAUUGCUACGUAUCUAGAGCACCACGUGGCGGAGCGCACGGCCGAGGGCUACACGCUGCAGUGGCAGCGCGGGCUUCUGUCCAACUACCAGUACCUGCUGCACCUCAACACGCUGGCCGACCGCAGCUGCAACGACCUCUCCCAGUACCCCGUGUUCCCCUGGGUCGUCGGCGACUACGGCAGCCCUGAGCUGGAUCUGUCAAAUCCAGGAACCUUCCGGGAUCUCAGUAAGCCAGUAGGGGCCCUCAACAAGGAACGUCUGGAGAGGCUGCUGACACGCUACCAGGAGAUGCCAGAGCCCAAGUUCAUGUACGGCAGCCACUACUCCUCCCCGGGCUACGUGCUGUUUUACCUGGUUAGGAUUGCACCAGAGUAUAUGCUGUGUCUGCAGAACGGAAGAUUUGACAAUGCAGACAGAAUGUUCAACAGUAUUGCAGAAACUUGGAAAAACUGUUUGGAUGGUGCCACCGAUUUUAAAGAGCUGAUUCCGGAAUUCUAUGGUGAUGAUGUCAGCUUUUUAGUCAAUAGUCUGAAGCUGGAUUUGGGAAAGAGACAAGGAGGGCAGAUGGUUGAUGACGUAGAACUCCCACCUUGGGCACGGAGUCCCGAGGACUUUCUCCAGAAAAGCAGAGACGCCCUGGAGAGCGACUAUGUGUCAGAGCACCUGCACGAGUGGAUCGACCUCGUGUUUGGCUACAAGCAGAAGGGGAGGGAUGCCGUUGGAGCCCAUAACGUGUUUCAUCCCCUGACCUACGAAGGAGGUGUCGAUUUGAACAGCAUCGAGGACCCUGAUGAGAAGAUAGCCAUGCUCACCCAGAUCUUGGAGUUUGGGCAGACCCCAAAGCAGCUCUUUGUGACACCGCAUCCUCGAAGGAUCACCCCAAAGUUCAAAAGCUCGUCCCAGCCCUGCAGUUACAAUGCUUCCACAGCAGGUUCCCCAGUCUCUCCAGGCGAAGAGUCUUUUGAAGAUCUGACCGAGGAAAGCCGAACCCUGGCCUGGAGUAACAUCACCCGACUGCAGCUCCACGAGCAACACAAAAUCCACAAAGAGGCUGUCACUGGAAUAGCAGUCUCUCGCAACGGGUCGUCUGUCUUCACAACCUCACAAGAUUCCACCUUGAAGAUGUUUUCCAAAGAAUCCAAGAUGCUACAAAGAAGUAUAUCAUUUUCAAAUAUGGCUUUGUCAUCGUGUUUACUUUUACCAGGAGAUGCCACCGUCGUAAGCUCGUCGUGGGAUAACAAUGUCUAUUUGUAUUCCAUAGCGUUUGGAAGACGCCAGGACACAUUAAUGGGACAUGAUGAUGCUGUUAGUAAGAUCUGUUGGCAUGACAACAGGCUGUAUUCUGCGUCGUGGGACUCUACUGUGAAGGUGUGGUCCGGGGUGCCUGCGGAGAUGACAGGCUCCAGGAGACACAAGUUCAACCUGCUGGCCGAGCUGGAGCAUGACGUCAGUGUUGAUACAAUCAGUUUAAACGCUGCAAGCACGCUGUUGGUUUCAGGCACCAGAGAAGGCACAGUGAAUAUUUGGGACCUCACCACGGCCACCAUAUUGCACCAGAUUCCAUGUCAUUCAGGGAUCGUAUGUGAUACUGCUUUCAGCCCAGACAGUCGCCAUGUCCUGAGCACAGGAGGAGACGGCUGUCUAAACGUCAUCGAUGUGCAGACGGGAAUGCUCAUCUCUUCUAUGACUUCAGACGAGCCCCAGAGGUGCUUUCUCUGGGAUGGAAAUUCUGUUUUAUCUGGGAGUCAGUCCGGUGAGCUGCUUGUCUGGGACCUCCUCGGGGGGAAGAUCAGCGAGAGAAUCCAGGGCCACACAGGUGCUGUGACGUGUAUGUGGAUGAAUGAACAGUGUAGCAGUGUCAUCACAGGAGGGGAAGACAGACAAAUCACGUUCUGGAAAUUGCAGUAUUAAGUGCCUUUUCCUCGAAUAUUACUGAACUCUAUUUAAUGCAUUUUUAAACCAAACUUUUAAAUGAACUGGUGAAUGUGCAAUUACAGUAAUUAGAAGUUUUACCACAUGAGAAAUUUGUGGUUUUAAACUUUAUAAAUCAUGGUGACUUCACUGAAAGCCACCAGUUGUCAUCCUCUAAGGCAGAUGAAGACGUGGCAGUAUAGGGGAGAAAAUAUUACGUUUGUAAGGCAGGUGGUCAUCCCAGGGUGACAGUGGGCAGGAGACAGGUUGGGUGGCAAAGAGCGUAGCGAAGAGGCUGGGGAAACUUCCCAAAAGCACUGAACAACGUAAGGAUUUUCCAAGAAAGUGUGAGUAUUCUCUGCUACUGCCGAGUCUCUCGAUCAUGUCCUCCUCGUGACAGGAUGGCUGCCCGCUGGAUUUGGGGGUGUGUGUUUUCACGGAGUGGUUACUUUCUGUAACCUACUGGCCCCAGAUUCUAAGAACCUGGGGAAGGAUUAGCAGUUCUUAUAACAGUUUACUGUGUAUAGGAACGGUUUAUUUCACUAUAGCUAUUAAAUGUUCAUCUUUUCUACAUUAAAAAUAUUUUU
This is a messenger RNA of Hippopotamus amphibius kiboko, 3526 nucleotides long. It is a transcript of the gene NSMAF, whose product is annotated as neutral sphingomyelinase activation associated factor. Gene Ontology annotation, molecular function: protein binding. The record is from RefSeq and is a predicted model, not a curated record. The transcript has 31 exons. The coding region runs from base 177 to 2939 and encodes 920 amino acids. NCBI's taxonomy places the organism in Eukaryota, Metazoa, Chordata, Mammalia, Artiodactyla, Hippopotamidae.